Cladophialophora immunda is the source of this 525-nucleotide messenger RNA. RefSeq lists its product as uncharacterized. The transcript has a single exon. Bases 1 to 525 code for a protein of 174 amino acids. Lineage: Eukaryota; Fungi; Ascomycota; Eurotiomycetes; Chaetothyriales; Herpotrichiellaceae. The record is from RefSeq and is a predicted model, not a curated record.
AUGACGUGUAUAGCCGACAUUCUUGAUCGACCGGAAAGAAGGGGCGACCGAGCUGAGGCCCUCCAAAAUUUGCGAUCAUUACGGGAUUUCGUCGCGACUAUGGAUCCCGGCUAUGAGACACCAGGCAAUAUUUCAUCUCUCCUCGACUCGAGCGUGACGAAUCCGAUGUCCAUCCAGAGCGAAGCCGUUGCUGCAGCAUGGCCAGUGAACCAGCAGCACGAACAGAGCGCCAUCAAUGACGCAUUGAUACCGACGGCAUCCUCCCCCGUAAUUGUGGAAUCCGCCGGCAAGGAUAUUUCGCGAUCUGGCAAAUACCCAAGGAGACCUCCAGAGGACCGUGCACACGCGGCCGCCGCAUCAAAUCGGGUGGACCGUGGUUUGGGAGAGGCUCAUGAUAACGCAGUUCUUGAAUCCUUGGAGGAAGUUCCUGCGGCGGCCAUUUUCAACCGAAGGGAUCCUGGAUACGACCCCAUAUUCCUACCCAACGAGAGGCAACUGCUGGGUCUCUUGGAUAAGCGUCAGUGA